CACAUGACAGCAAUUUUAUCAGAAAAAAAAUCAAUUGCAGCGAAAAAUUCAAUUUUCCCCCGAAAAGUGAGGCAAAAAAGGGAAAGUUUCUGAUCCCGUUGGUGCUAAUUGCUCCGGAGGGUGAAUUGUCACUUUCGUACACGACGAACGAAGCAGCGACGAAAAAAUGAUUGGAGGACUUUUCGUGUACAACCACAAGGGAGAAGUGCUCAUCUCGCGCGUUUAUCGUGACGAUAUCGGGCGAAAUGCAGUAGAUGCUUUCCGUGUAAAUGUCAUUCAUGCACGCCAACAAGUGCGAAGUCCCGUCACGAAUAUCGCGAGAACGAGUUUUUUCCACAUAAAACGGGCGAAUAUUUGGGUUGCUGCUGUUACAAAGCAAAAUGUCAACGCCGCAAUGGUUUUUGAAUUCCUCCUGAAGCUGGUUGAUGUCAUGCAAAAUUACUUCGGCAAGAUUUCCGAGGAAAAUAUCAAAAAUAAUUUUGUCUUGAUCUACGAGUUGCUCGAUGAAAUUUUGGAUUUUGGAUAUCCGCAAAACUCAGAUACGGGCGUUUUGAAGACAUUUAUCACGCAACAAGGCAUAAAAUCCGCCACGAAGGAAGAACAAAUGCAAAUUACGUCGCAAGUAACGGGCCAGAUCGGUUGGCGUCGCGAAGGCAUCAAAUAUCGACGCAACGAACUCUUCCUCGACGUUUUGGAAUACGUGAAUCUCCUCAUGAGUCCGCAGGGGCAAGUUUUGUCGGCGCACGUUGCCGGUAAAGUCGUCAUGAAAUCCUAUCUGUCGGGCAUGCCGGAAUGCAAAUUCGGCAUAAACGACAAAAUUGUCAUGGAAUCCAAGGGACGCGGAUUGUCGGGCAAUGCGGAAGCGGAAACAUCACGUUCAGGGAAACCUGUUGUCGUUAUUGACGAUUGCCAGUUUCAUCAGUGCGUGAAAUUGAGUAAAUUCGAGACGGAACACUCGAUUAGUUUCAUUCCGCCUGACGGAGAGUUCGAGCUGAUGCGUUAUCGCACGACGAAAGACAUUUCGCUGCCAUUUAGAGUCAUUCCGCUCGUUCGGGAGGUUGGAAGAACGAAGAUGGAGGUGAAAAUUGUGCUAAAAUCGAACUUUAAACCGUCACUGUUGGGACAAAAAAUUGAAGUGAAGAUCCCAACGCCCUUGAAUACAUCAGGGGUGCAACUUAUUUGCAUGAAGGGCAAGGCGAAAUACAAGGCAAGCGAGAAUGCAAUCGUAUGGAAGAUUAAACGUAUGGCUGGCAUGAAAGAAACCCAAUUAUCUGCGGAAAUCGAGCUCCUUGAAACGGAUACGAAGAAAAAAUGGACAAGACCUCCAAUUUCGAUGAACUUUGAGGUUCCAUUUGCGCCUUCUGGAUUCAAGGUGCGUUACCUCAAAGUAUUCGAGCCCAAACUCAACUACUCAGACCACGACGUCAUCAAAUGGGUUCGUUACAUCGGUCGAAGCGGUCUUUACGAGACGAGAUGUUAAGCAUCUCCCCUUGAAAAUGUCUCAAUCUCUGUUCAACUAUCAAAAUAUAACACAAAAAUUAUAUGUAUAUCUAGAAAUUUGCUUUGGAGAGCGACUCAUCGCAUUGUUAUCGACAAAAUACUAAAUAAGCUAAAGUUAUAACUCUAUUAUUCCACAAUUAUUGUCUCAUUGAAUGUCUCGUAGACGCAUAACGCAAUAAAUAAACAAAUAUUUACUCGA
Culicoides brevitarsis is the source of this 1699-nucleotide messenger RNA. RefSeq names its product AP-2 complex subunit mu (gene AP-2mu). Gene Ontology annotation, biological process: clathrin-dependent endocytosis; intracellular protein transport. Gene Ontology annotation, molecular function: clathrin-cargo adaptor activity. Gene Ontology annotation, cellular component: cytoplasmic vesicle; AP-2 adaptor complex. The transcript is spliced from 4 exons. NCBI's taxonomy places the organism in Eukaryota, Metazoa, Arthropoda, Insecta, Diptera, Ceratopogonidae. The record is from RefSeq and is a predicted model, not a curated record. Bases 167 to 1480 code for a protein of 437 amino acids.